AUGCGAUCACGGAGAAGGACGCCUGGGUCCCUGAUCGGCGCUGCGCCGGCCGGCAUUGGCCUGCGGGCACCGGGAAGCGGCAGCAGGCGACGCCAGACGCUGCCGCCGCUGGCGGCGGGUGGAGGCUCUGGCAACUUUGGCGAUGAACUGCUGGACUUUAUGUAUGCGGGCAAGAAGUUGCGCAAAUGGUAUGGCCAAGAGGGGCAGGUGUUGCCGCGGGACGGGCGCGAGGGCGGGCCAGGGUCGGAGGAGCCCGAGGAGGAGGAGGAGGAGGAGGCGGCGGUGCGCGAGUAUGUGGCUGUGCUGGAUGCAGACAGCAGCCCCAUGGCGGAGCAGGUGGUGCUGCAGCUGAUUCUGAACCGAACCAAGAUCCGAGCGCUGGUGAAGGAUGCGGCGGCAGCCAAGGCGGGCUUUGGGCCCUAUAUCGAGGCGGUGCAGGGCGACAGCGGCGACCGCGCCGCCGUGGCACGCCUGCUGCGCGGCGCCAAGGCCGCCGUGUGCUGCGGCAAGCUGGGGGCGCUGCUGCCGGCGGCGGCAGCGACCCGGCUGCCGCACGCCGUGCUGCUGUCGUCGGCGGGGGCGCCGCAACAGGGCUUUGCCCUCUUUGCCAGCAGCGAGCAGCAGGCGUUGGCAGAUCCGGCCCGCGAGCAGCAGCUGCGUGCCAGCGGCCUGCCCUUCACCAUCGUCCAAGUCGGCAGCCUUGCAGGCGUGCCGGGCGGCACCAGCAGCCUUGCACUCACAGCUGGUGCGCAGCCUCAGGGCCAGGUCAGCCGGGAGGAUGCGGCCAAGGCGCUGGCGGAGGCAGCGGAGCGAGACGCGGCGACAGGGCCGCUGGUGCUGCAGCUGAGCAGCGCAGGCCAGGGGCAGCCGCCUGAAGACUGGCAGGCAGCCUUUGCUGAGCUGCUUCAGGGGGCACCGACCUCGGGUUGA
Chlorella variabilis is the source of this 930-nucleotide messenger RNA. RefSeq lists its product as hypothetical. The record is from RefSeq and is a predicted model, not a curated record. The coding region runs from base 1 to 930 and encodes 309 amino acids. NCBI's taxonomy places the organism in Eukaryota, Viridiplantae, Chlorophyta, Trebouxiophyceae, Chlorellales, Chlorellaceae. The transcript has 4 exons.